Coregonus sp. 'balchen' is the source of this 23098-nucleotide messenger RNA. The record is from the annotation of a GenBank genome assembly. NCBI's taxonomy places the organism in Eukaryota, Metazoa, Chordata, Actinopteri, Salmoniformes, Salmonidae.
AUGAGAGAAAAAAGGGGGAAAGAAAAAAGGGGAGAAAGAAAAAGCAAGAAAAGGGGAGAGGGGCAGAGAGAAGAGAAAAGAGGUAGAGAGAAAAAAGGAGAGAGAGAAAGGGGAAGAAAAAGAGAAAAGGGGAGAAAAAGAAAAAGAAAAACCCCAAAAAGGAGGAAAAGAAGGGGAGAAAAGAGAGAGAGGGGAGGAGAAAGGAAGAAAGAGAGAGAGAGCGAAAGGGGAGAGCGAGAGAAGGGAAGAGAAAGAGAAAAAGGGGAGAAAAAAGAAGGGGAGAGAGAGAGAGGGGAGAAAAGAGCGAGAGAGAGAAAGAGGGGGAAAAUCAAAAAUGGGAAGAGGAGAGAAGAGAAAAGGAGAAAGAGAGAAAAGGAGAGAGGAAAAGAAAAAGGCGAGAGAGAAAAAAAAUGCAGGCGAGAGCCCCGCGCAAAUUCCUCUAUCUAAGAUCGAAAAAUAAGGGGGGAAAACCCUUUUUAAGGAUAUUCCUUUUUAAAAUCUCAACCCCUCCCCCCCCUUCUCUCCCUCUCCCCUCUCUCCCUCCCCUCUCUCUCUCUCUCUCUCCGCCCUCGCUCACUCGCCCAGGAUGGACAGUAUAGUGGAGAGUCCUCAGAUUGUGCGGAGGUUGUCGUGGGUAGAGAACUACUGGCCAGACGACGCUCUCCUGGGGAAACCUAAAGUCACUAAGUACUGUCUGAUCUGUGUUAAAGACAGCUACACCGACUUCCACAUCGAGUGUGGAGGGGCCUCCGUCUGGUACCACGUACUCAAGGUAUAAUAACCUUAUUUAUUCAUUCACUUUAUUUAUCCAGGUAGGUUAUUAAAGAACAUAUGUCUGUGCAGCCAGUGUGCAGCUUGCAGUAGGAUGAACAAGGAGGAGUCCUGAUGCAAGGUUGUUAUGAUGAACUUAAACUAAGGGUGCCUCUCUAUUCCCUAUAUAGUGCACUACUUUUGACCACAGUGCUCUGUAGCAGGACACUACAACUAACCAUGAACAAUCACAACUAUGAUAAACUUGUCCUGAUAUGGCUGUUGUUGUUUACAGGGAGAGAAGAUCUUCUUCCUGAUCAAGCCCACGUCCGCAAACCUAUCGCUGUAUGAGCGCUGGAGGUCCUCAGCCAAUCACACUGAGAUGUUCUUCGCCGACCAGGUGGACAAGUGUUACAAGUGCACUCUGAAGCAGGGACAAACCCUAUUCAUACCGUCAGGUUAGUGCACUCUGAGGUAGUGAUCAUACCAUCAGGUUAGUGAUCUCUGAAGCAGGGACAAACCCUAUUCAUACCAUCAGGUUAGUGCACUCUGAGGUAGUGAUCAUACCAUCAGGUUAGUGCACUCUGAGGUAGUGAUCAUACCAUCAGGUUAGUGCACUCUGAGGUAGUGAUCAUACCAUCAGGUUAGUGCACUCUGAGGUAGUGAUCAUACCAUCAGGUUAGUGCACUCUGAGGCAGUGAUCAUAUCAUCAGGUUAGAACCACACUAGCCCAGACAGGGCCCAAAUCAAACAUGUUAUUGUAGUUUGAUGUUGUUAGCAGAACAGUCUCAUUGGGAAUGGAAGUGUAACACUGAACGCUGUUGAUGUCAUUUGUUGAUUGGUGUGUAUGUAUUGUGUUGGUGUGUAUGUAAUGUGUUGGGGUAUUGAAUGGUGUGUAUGUAAUGUGUUGGUGUAUUGAAUGGUGUGUAUGUAAUGUGUUGGUGUAUUGAAUGGUGUGUAUGUAAUGUGUUGGUGUAUUGAAUGGUGUGUAUGUAAUGUGUUGGGGUAUUUAAUGGUGUGUAUGUAAUGUGUUGGGGUAUUGAAUGGUGUGUAUGUAAUGUGUUGGGGUAUUGAAUGGUGUGUAUGUAAUGUGUUGGGGUAUUUAAUGGUGUGUAUGUAAUGUGUUGGGGUAUUGAAUGGUGUGUAUGUAAUGUGUUGGGGUAUUGAAUGGUGUGUAUGUAAUGUGUUGGGGUAUUGAAUGGUGUGUAUUCCAGGCUCUGUCGUAGCCGGCCGCGACCGGGAGACCCAUGGGGCGGCGCACAAUUGGCCCAGCGUCGUCCAGGGUAGGGGAGGGAAUGGCCGGCAGGGAUGUAGCUCAGUUGGUAGAGCAUGGCGUUUGCAACGCCAGGGUUGUGGGUUCGAUUCCCACGGGGGGCCAGUAUGAAAAAAUUAAACAAAUAAUGUAUGCACUCACUAUCUGUAAGUCGCUCUGGAUAAGAGCGUCUGCUAAAUGACGUAAAUGUAAAUGUAUUCUGUGCCGCGUUCCAGGUUGGAUCAAUGCAGUUCUGACUCCAGUGGACACUCUGGCCUUCUCUGGACACUUCGUCCACAACCUGAGUGUUGAGAUGCAGAUGAGGUGAGAACUUUAACUGACGUUAUAAAACAUCAGGAGGAUACUUUUAAUACAAGAAAAAAACCUUCAGGUGUGAGGUCACAACUUUUAUCUUCCAGUUAAAGCACAUUGUUUAUCUGAAGUCAUGAUUCAUCUCUAUAGUGUGUUGUACCAUAUGUGUCGUCGUCUCUAUAGUGUGUUGUACCAUAUGUGUCGUCAUCUCUAUAGUGUGUUGUACCAUAUGUGUCGUCAUCUUCUCCCUCUUCCAGAGCGUACGAGGUGGAGAAGCGUUUGAAGGUGAACUGUCUGACUCCGUUCCCCAACUUUGAGACGGCCUGCUGGUACGUGGGACGUCACCUGUUGGAGAGAUUCAAAGGUACACUAAUUAUUUUAUACCUUUUCUCCCCUUCACGUCUGUUAGGUUUUUACUUACAUUUUACAUUUACAUUUUAGUCAUUUAGCAGACGCUCUUAUCCAGAGCGACUUACAUGAGCAAUUAGGGUUAAGUGCCUUGCUCAAGGGCACAUCGACAGAUUUUUCACCUAGUCGGCUCGGGGAUUAGAACCAGCAACCUUUCGGUUACUGGCACAACGCUCUUAACCACUAAGCUACCUGCCGCCCUACUUCACGUAUGUUAGGUUUUUACGCCAUGACUAUUUAGGGUUCACCCCAUAACUGCCUGUGUGUCGCUUGACGACUUUUAUGGUUUUACUUCACAGCUAUUUGGGUUUUAAUCCACGACUAUUUGGGUCUGUGACUACUGACUAGCGUUGUGAUGCGUUUCCUGUUCUCCUGGUGGUGAAUAGCGUGUGUUCUUCCUACGGUCUGCUCAGCAGAUGAGGAGUUGGAUGCUCUAAUAUUAUUAUUGUCAUUAAACGUCUGCGUGGCGUCGUUCACAGAUGAUUAGGUUCAAAAGGCCUGGCACAGGCACAAUCACUAGCUCAAUUACUGCUCUCUCUGUGUUGUAACUCCUCUCAGCUGGCCACAGAGCUCUGUUUACAUUUCCACUGGAUGCCUUUUCUCUGUCUGCUGUAAUAUGGUCAGAUUGCCUUCUUAAGAUAACAUUGCCAACUUACUGUACGGCAGCGUCCAAAAUGCCACCCUAUUCCCUACAUAGUGCACUACUUUUGACCAGGUCCCACAGGGCUGGUAGUGCACUAUGUAGGGAAUAGGAUGCCAUUUGGGAUGCAGGCUAUUAAGACCACAGUGGUUUCUUACCCAUUAUUCUCUUAUGGAGAAUAGUUAUGUCCAGGUCAUAUCUAUCUCUACAUCAGGGAUCAUUAGAACAGGAGUGUAUUUAGUGAGAUGAGCAUUGCUCAUAGAAAUAUAAUGAAUAGAGCUGAUGUUAUCCCCAGUUUUAUAGGAUAGAUAUCACAUCUGUUCCAAACAAUACAUUCUAUCUAUUCUGCAACUCUCCUGAACAGGUUGAUGCCCCACCUCCUCCUUGACUAACCCCACCCAGCAGGGUUCCAUCUCGUAUCAACUAGCUGCAGACUGACUGGGUAUCUCUGGCUAUCAGUGUAGAGACAGCCUUCACACAGACAGACAGCAGCUAGAGACAGCCUUCACACAGACAGACAGCAGCUAGAGACAGCCUUCACUCACACACCGAAGCUAGACAGCUUCACCAGACAGACAGCAGCUAUGAGACAGCCUUCACCAACAUAGCAACUAGAGACAGCUUCACUCAACACAGACAGCAGCUAGAGACAGCUUCACUCACACACAGACAGCAGCUAGAGAGCAGCCUUCACACAGGACAGACAUGCAGAUAAGACAGCUCACUCACACAGCAGCACAGCUUUAAGAAGACACCUUCCACAACAGACAGCAGCUAGAGACAGCCUUCACUCACACACAGACAGCAACUAGAGACAGCCUUCACUCCACAACAGCAGCAGCUAGGAAGCCUUCACUCACACACAGACAGCAGACUAGAGACGCCUUCCACAGACAGACAGCAGUAGGACAGCCUUCACACACACACAGACAGCAGCUAGAGACAGCCUUCACACAGACAGACAGCAGCUAGAGACAGCCUUCACUCACACACAGACAGCAACUAGAGACAGCCUUCACUCACACACAGACAGCAGCUAGAGACAGCCUUCACACAGACAGACAGCAGCUAGAGACAGCCUUCACUCACACACAGACAGCAGCUAGAGACAGCCAUCACACAGACAGACAUCAGCUAGAGACAGCCAUCACACAGACAAACAGCAGCUAGAGACAGCCAUCACUCACACAGACAGCAGCUAGAGACAGCCUUCACAGAGAUAGCAGCUAGAGACAGCCUUCACAGAGAUAGCAGCUAGAGACAGCCUUCACACAGAUAGCAGCUAGAGACAGCCUUCACACAGACAGCAGCUAGAGACAGCCUUCACUCACACACAGACAGCAGCUAGAGACAGCCAUCACACAGACAGACAGCAGCUAGAGACAGCCAUCACACACACAGACAGCAGCUAGAGACAGCCUUCACAAAGACAGACAGCAGCUAGACAGCCUUCACACACAGACAGCAGCUAGAGACAGCCUUCACACAGACAGCAGCUAGAGCCAGCCAUCACACAGACAGACAGCAGCUAGAGACAGCCAUCACACACACAGACAGCAGCUAGAGACAGCCUUCACAAAGACAGACAGCAGCUAGAGACAGCCUUCACACAAAGACAGCAGCUAGAGACAGCCUUCACACAGACAGACAGCAGCUAGAGACAGCCUUCACACAGACAGACAGCAGCUAGAGACAGCCUUCACACAGACAGACAGCAGCUAGAGACAGCCUUCACACAGACAGACAGCAGCUAGAGAUAGCCUUCACACAGACAGCAGCUAGAGACAGCCUUCACACAGACAGACAGCAGCUAGAGACAGCCUUCACACAGACAGACAGCAGCUAGAGACAGCCUUCACACAGACAGACAGCAGCUAGAGACAGCCUUCACACAGACAGACAGCAGCUAGAGACAGCCUUCACACAGACAGCAGCUAGAGACAGCCUUCACUCACAGACAGGCAGACAGCAGCUAGAGACAGCCUUCACUCACAGACAGUCAGACAGCAGCUAGAGACAGCCUUCACUCACAGACAGUCAGACAGCAGCUAGAGACAGCCUUCACACAGACAGCAGCUAGAGACAGCCUUCACUCACAGACAGACAGACAGCAGCUAGAAACAGCCUUCACACAGACAGACAGCAGCUAGAGACAGCCUUCACACAGACAGCAGCUAGAGACAGCCUUCACACAGACAGCAGCUAGAAACAGCCUUCACAGACAGACAGACAGCAGCUAGAGACAGCCUUCACACAGACAGACAGCAGCUAGAGACAGCCUUCACACAGACAGACAGCAGCUAGAGACAGCCUUCACACAGACAGACAGCUAGAGACAGGCAGCCAGCAAGGCAAGGAGGCAACAGGGUUGUAUUCACAAACCGAACGGAAGCAAACGGGCUGAAACAGGAUGGGACCUGCCCGAAUCUGUCCAAUAAGAAAUACCUGUUUUCAUUUUCCGUUUGCAAAAUGUUUUGCUAUGGUGUGUACUAAUGAAUAUGACCCAGCUAGAAGCAUGAAUCUGAUUUAAACGGCCUUCAGCUUGAAGUAACUUGUUCCAGGAUGCGCUAAUCAGAUGUUAUAGGGAUUAUUUUAUGUUAUUGAACCAGAAUGGAUCCAGUUUCAACAGCGUUGUGGAGGAAAGAAACAGAGUUAUAUUUUCCCUGCUGUGUAUGAAAUUUGCGGUGACAAGGCUCUCUGAAACGUGAUAAUGUAGAUGUGUUGUGAUUGGUUAAAUACUGACAGCAGUUAGGCUAGAGGGAGCUAUUCUCUGACAAUGGAAAUAGGUUUUUAUGAAACAUUUCAUUUCUGUACGGCUCCUGACUUUAGCUCUAUCAAUGUUCUUACAGUGAAUGAACAGAAUCCGAGAUGUUUUAGUCAAUUACUUUAACCUUUAUUUUAUCACAUUGUCCCAUUGAGGUAAAAGACCUCUUUACCAAGGGAGAGCUGUCAGACCUCUUUACCAAGGGAGAUCUGUCAGACCUCUUUACCAAGGGAGAGCUGUCAGACCUCUUUACCAAGGGAGAGCUGUCAGACCUCUUUACCAAGGGAGAGCUGUCAGACCUCUUUACCAAGGGAGAGCUGUCAGACUUGUCUGAGGUUGUCAACAUCUGAUCUAACAGUAUGCUGUAUUGUUGCAGGUCUACACAAGGCCAACAGACAGCCAGCUCCUUACCUGGUCCAUGGAGCUAAGAUCAUCAACGGAGCUUUCAGGGCCUGGACUAAGAAACAGGCAAGUUUGGUUUCCUCCAUCACAUCUACAUAACACAUCUAUUACACCUAUAUAACCUCAAAUACCUGCUACACUACAUGACCAACAGUAUGUGGACACCUGCUCAUCAAACAUCUCAUUCCAAAAUCAUGGGCAUUAAUAUGGAGUUGGUCCCCCCUUUGCUGCUAUAACAGCCUCCAAUCUUCUGGGAAGGCUUCCCACUAGAUGUUGGAACAUUGCUGUGGGGACUUGCUUCCAUUCAGCCACAAGAGCAUUAGUGAGGUCGGGCCCUGAUGUUGGGCGAUUAGGCCUGGCUCGCAGUCGGCGUUCCAAUUCAUCCCAAAGGUGUUCAAUGGGGUUGAGGUCAGGGCUUGGUGCAGGCCAGUCAAGUUCUUCCACAUCGAUCAUGACAAACCAUUUCUGUAUGGAUCUCGCUUUAUGCACGGGGGCAUGGUUAUGCUGAAACAGGAAAGGGCCUUCCCCAAACUGUUGCCACAAAGUUGGAAGCACAGAGUCGUCUAGAAUGUCAUUGUAUGCUAUAAGAUUUCCCUUCACUGGAACUAAGGGGCCUAGCCCGAACCAUGAAAAACAGCCACAGACCCAUUAUUCCUCCUCCACCAAACUUUACAGUUGGCACUAUGCAUUCAGAAAGGUGGCAUCCUAUGACGGUGCCACAUUUGAAAGUCAAUGAGCUCUUCAGUAAGUCCAUUCUACUACCAAUGUUUGUCUAUGGAGAUUGCAUGGCUGUGUUCUCGAAUUUUAUACACCUGUCAGCAACGGGUGUGGCUGAACUAGCUGAAUCCACUCAUUUGAAGGGGUUUUCCACAUACUUUUGUAUAUAUGGUGUAUAACCUGAAAAUAAAUCCAUACUAACUGUGUCGUCACCGUGUCCUCCCCUACAGGCCCUGUUAGAGCACGAGGAUGAGCUCCCAGAGAACAUGAAGCCCACUCAGCUCAUCAAGGACCUGGCCAAGGAGAUCCGGAUCUCAGAGGUACGACCCUUACCCUGCCCUGUUCUGAUCUGAUCUGAUCUCGACCCUUACCCUGCCCUGUUCUGAUCUGAUCUGAUCUCGACCCUUACCCUGCCCUGUUCUGAUCUGAUCUGAUCUCGACCCUUACCCUGCCCUGUUCUGAUCUGAUCUGAUCUCGACCCUUACCCUGCCCUGUUCUGAUCUGAUCUGAUCUCGACCCUUACCCUGCCCUGUUCUGAUCUGAUCUGAUCUCGACCCUUACCCUGCCCUGUUCUGAUCUGAUCUGAUCUCGACCCUUACCCUGCCCUGUUCUGAUCUGAUCUGAUCUCGACCCUUACCCUGCCCUGUUCUGAUCUGAUCUGAUCUUGACCCUUACCCUGCCCUGUUCUGAUCUGAUCUGAUCUGAUCUCGACCCUUACCCUGCCCUGUUCUGAUCUGAUCUGAUCUCGACCCUUACCCUGCCCUGUUCUGAUCUGAUCUGAUCUGAUCUUGACCCUUACCCUGCCCUGUUCUGAUCUGAUCUGAUCUCGACCCUUACCCUGCCCUGUUCUGAUCUGAUCUGAUCUCGACCCUUACCCUGCCCUGUUCUGAUCUGAUCUGAUCUCGACCCUUACCCUGCCCUGUUCUGAUCUGUUCUGUUCUACUGGGCAGGUUGUUGUAGAGAGUAGGAAUGUAACGAUUCACCGAUACGCAUCUUCCCCUGUUCAAGUGUUUAUGAGUGCAUCGGUCCACGGGACACCAAACCAAUCCGAAUGUAGCAUGUAUCGGUCCACGGGACACCAAACCAAUCCAAAUGUAGCAUGCAUCGGGUCCACGGGACACCAAACCAAUCCGAAUGUAGCAUGCAUCGGUCCACGGGACACCAAACCAAUCCGAAUGUAGCAUGCAUCGGUCCACGGGACACCAAACCAAUCCGAAUGUAGCAUGCAUCGGUCCACGGGACACCAAACCAAUCCGAAUGUAGCAUGCAUCGGUCCACGGGACACCAAACCAAUCCGAAUGUAGCACGCAUCGGUCAGAAAAUCGAUUCAAAUGUCACGAAUCGCCUGUUUUCUGUGGUUGUUGUUGUUUUGCUUAAAUUACUUUCUUUCUACCUUCCCGAAAAUAUCUCUCAUCUUCUGUGACAAUUGAUGCGUCCUCUUCUUCAGUGUUGAACAUGUAGUUAUGUUGACAGUCAUUGAUCGAACAACCCCAGGCAAUAUCAAUAUUUGAUCAAUAUCAAACUGUGAGCAGCUUCUCACGCUGACCAACGAGAGGUAGGCCGAUUCCUGAUCUCGGCACUUCUGUGUGUCAUCUUCAGUAUUCAAACGUUUGUAAAAAAUGGCUUGCACAAUAUUAGGCUAUAUUAGUUGAGUGACAGCCAAUGUCAUUUUGCUAGGUUAUUUCUAUCAAAUGCGCUGAAAAUUGUGAUAAUGGUGUUUUUACCGGAAUACAAGUAGCGUAAGCUAUCACUGGAGACACUCAACUGGCUACCCCUGCUGAUCGGGACUUACUUUAGAUGGAAUUUGAUUGUUCAGGUUCACCAACAGCAAUAGUUUUAAUAGUUUUGCUUUAAACAAUCUGUGUAUUUGGUCAUUUUUAGAUAUACAGGGUAAAGUUGAUUAAUUUCAUAGCGAGGACAGCAAUCACUUUUUGCUACCUGCACUGCGUGGUCGACUUGAGAGAAGAAAAGAUGCUCACUCUGAGCCAGUCAACAUCCAAACGGUCCAAACCAUUCCAUUAUGAGACGGGGGGUGAAAUCCAAAGGUGUGCUAUAUAUUAAUUGGCAAUGUCAUAGCACAUUUUUUAAGAUAAAUAUUUAUACACUACUAGCUCUAACACUUAUAAUCUGCAAAAAUGACAAAUUAAUUAGAGGUUGAUUUUAGAUCAAAAGUCGGGGGGGUCAUUCCCCCCCCUAACUGAUAGUGGUCUGGUAGAUUCCCUGUUUCCCCCCUAACAUCCCCCUAACUGAUAGUGAGGUGGUAGAUUCCCUGUUUCCCCCCUAACAUCCCCCUAACUGAUAGUGGUCUGGUAGAUUCCCUGUUUCCCCCCUAACAUCCCCCUAACUGAUAGUGGUCUGGUAGAUUCCCUGUUUCCCCCCUAACAUCCCCCUAACUGAUAGUGGUCUGGUAGAUUCCCUGUUUCCCCCCUAACAUCCCCCUAACUGAUAGUGGUCUGGUAGAUUCCCUGUUUCCCCCCUAACAUCCCCCUAACUGAUAGUGGUCUGGUAGAUUCCCUGUUUCCCCCCUAACAUCCCCCUAACUGAUAGUGGUCUGGUAGAUUCCCUGUUUCCCCCCUAACAUCCCCCUAACUGAUAGUGGUCUGGUAGAUUCCCUGUUUCCCCCCUAACAUCCCCCUAACUGAUAGUGGUCUGGUAGAUUCCCAGUUUCCCUUAUGGCUCAGCUCAGGUGAUUACAUACACAAUAGACAUACAUAAUAUAGACGCACACUCAGAUCCAUCUCAGAGAGGCCCAGUUCAGACAGAUCCAUCUCAGACAGAUCCAUCUCAGACAGAUCCAUUUCAGACAGAUCCAUCUCAGACAGAUCCAUUUCAGACAGAUCCGUCUCAGACAGAUCCAUCUCAGACAGAUCCGUCUCAGACAGAUCCAUCUCAGACAGGCCCAGCUCAUGAACUCCAUCAGCAGCAGAUUUUAUUUUAGAAUGAUGAUUGUGUUUAUGCAACAUAUGUUAGUGUCUCAAAUUGUAUCGCAUUUGUAUAUAUUAAGGAUCCCCAUUAGUUCCUGCCAAGGCAGCAGCUACUCUUCCUGGGGUUUAUUAUGGAUCCCCAUUAGUUCCUGCCAAGGCAGCAGCUACUCUUCCUGGGGUUUAUUAAGGAACCCCAUUAGUUCCUGCCAAGGCAGCAGCUACUCUUCCUGGGGUUUAUUAUGGAUCCCCAUUAGUUCCUGCCAAGGCAGCAGCUACUCUUCCUGGGGUUUAUUAUGGAUCCCCAUUAGUUCCUGCCAAGGCAGCAGCUACUCUUCCUGGGGUUUAUUAUGGAUCCCCAUUAGUUCCUGCCAAGGCAGCAGCUACUCUUCCUGGGGUUUAUUAAGGAUCCUCAUUAGUUCCUGCCAAGGCAGCAGCUACUCUUCCUGGGGUUUAUUAAGGAUCCUCAUCAGUUCCUGCCAAGGCAGCAGCUACUCUUCCUGGGGUUUAUUAUGGAUCCCCAUUAGUUCCUGCCAAGGCAGCAGCUACUCUUCCUGGGUUUAUUAGGAUCCCCAUUAGUUCCUGCCAAGGCAGCAGCUACUCUUCCUGGGGUUUAUUAUGGAUCCCCAUUAGUUCCUGCCAAGGCAGCAGCUACUCUUCCUGGGGUUUAUUAUGGAUCCCCAUUAGUUCCUGCCAAGGAGCAGCUACUCUUCCUGGUGUCCAGCAACACUGAAACAUGCAUGAGAGCAUCAGCUGUUCCGGAUGACUGUGUGAUCACGCUCUCCAUAGCCGAUUUGAGUAAGACCUUUAAACAGGUCAACAUUCACAAGGCCGCAGGGCCAGACGGAUUACCAGGACGUGUACUCCGAGCAUUCGCUGACCAACUGGCAAGUGUCUUCACUGACAUUUUCAACCUCUCCCUGACUGAGUCUGUAAUACCAACAUGUUUCAAGCAGACCACCAUAGUCCCUGUGCCCAAGGACUCUAAGAUAACCUUCCUAAAUGACUACCGACCCGUAGCACUGACGUCUGUAGCCAUGAAGUGCUUUGAAAGGCUGGUCAUGGCUCACAUCAACACCAUUAUCCCAGAAACCCUAGACCCACUACAAUUUGCAUAUCGCCCCAACAGAUCCACAGAUGAUGCAAUCUCUAUUGCACUCCACACUGCCCUUUCCCACCUGGACAAAAGGAACACCUAUUUGAGAAUGCUGUUCAUUGACUACAGCUCAGCAUUCAACACCAUAGUGCCCUCAAAGCUCAUCACUAAGCUAAGGAUCCUGGGACUAAACACCUCCCUCUGCAACUGGAUCCUGGACUUCCUGACGGGCCGCCCCCAGGUGUUAAGGGUAGGCAACAACACAUCUGCCACGCUGAUCCUCAACACGGGGGCCCCUCAGGGGUGCGUGAUCAGUCCCCUCCUGUACUCCCUGUUCACCCAUGACUGCGUGGCCAGGCACGACUCCAACACCAUCAUUAAGUUUGCCGACGACGCAACAGUGGUAGGCCUGAUCACCGACAACAACGAGACAGCCUAUAGGGAGGAGGUCAGAGACCUGGCCGUGUGGUGCCAUGACAACAACCUCUCCCUCAGCGUGACCAAGACAAAGGAGAUGAUUGUGGACUACAGGAAAAAGAAGAGGACCGAGCACGCCCCCAUUUUCAUCGAAGGGGCUGUAGUGGAACAGGUUGAGAGCUUCAAGUUCCUUGGUGUCCACAUCACCAACAAACUAUCAUGGUCCAAACACACCAAGACAGUCGUGAAGAGGGCACAACAACACCUUUCCCCCUCAGGAGACUGAAAAGAUUUGGCAUGGGUCCUCAGAUCCUCAAAAGGUUCUACAGCUGCACCAUCGAGAGCAUCCUGACUAGUUGCAUCACUGCCUGGUAUGGCAACUGCUCGGUCUCCUACCGCAAGGCACUACAGAGGGUAGUGCGUACGGCCCAGUACAUCACUGGGGCCAAGCUUCCUGCCAUCCAGGACCUCUAUACCAGGCGGUGUCAGAGGAAGGCCCUAAAAAUGGUCAAAGACUCCAGCCACCCUAGUCAUAGACUGUUGUCUCUUCUACCGCACGGCAAGCGGUACCGGAGCGCCAAGUCUAGGUCCAAGAGGCUUCUAAACAGCUUCUACCCCCAAGCCAUAAGACUCCUGAACAUCUAAUCAAAUGGCUACCGAGAUUAUUUGCAUUGCCCCCCCCACCCCUCUUUUACGCUGCUGCUACUCUGUUUAUUAUCUAUGCAUAGUCACUUUAACUCUACCCACAUGUACAUAUUACCCCAAUUACCUCGACUAACCGGUGCCCCCGCACAUUGACUCUGUACCGGUACCCCCUGUAUAUAGCCUCCCUACUGUUAUUUUAUUUUACUGCUGCUCUUUAAUUAUUUGUUACUUUAACUUUUAAUUUUUUUAUAUUGUAUUUUUUAGUGAUUUUUCUUUUGGUAUUCUUUCUUAAAACUGCAUUGUUGGUUAAGGGCUUGUAAGUAAGCAUUUCACUGUUGUAUUCGGCGCAUGUGACAAAUAACAUUUGAUUUGAUUUGAAGAUUUAGUUGAGGUUUAGUGAAUGAUUUGUCCCAAAUACAAUUAUUUUAGUUUUUGAAAUAUUUAGGACUAACUUAUUUCUUGCCACCCAAUCUGAAACUGACUGUAGCUCUUUGUUAAGUGUUGCAGUGAUUUCACUUGCUGUGGUAGCUGACGUGUCUAGUGUUGAGUCAUCCGCAUACAUAGACACUCUGGCUUUACUCAAAGCCGGUGGCAUGUCGUUAGUAAAGAUUGAAAAAAGUAAUGGGCCUAGACAGCUGCCCUGGGGAAUUCCUGAUUCUACCUGGAUUAUGUUGGAGAGGCUUCCAUUAAAGAACACCCUCUGUGUUCUGUUAGACAGGUAACUCUUUAUCCACAUCAUAGCAGGGGGUGUAAAGCCAUAACACAUACGUUUUUCCAGCAGCAGACUAUGAUCGAUAAUGUCAAAAGCCGCACUGAAGUCUUAACAAAACAGCCCCCACAAUCUUUUUAUCAUCAAGUUCUCUCAGCCAAUCAUCAGUAAUUUGUGUAAGUGCUGUGCUUGUUGAAUGUCCUUCCCUUAUAAGCGUGCUGAAAGUCUGUUGUCAAUUUGUUUACUGUAAAAUAGCAUUGUAUCUGGUCAAACACAAUUUUUUCUAAAAGUUAACUAAGGGUUGGUAACAGGCUGAUUGGUCGGCUAUUUGAGCCAGUAAAGGGGGCUUUACUACUCUUAGGUAGCGGAAAGACUUUUGCUUCCCUCCAGGCCUGAGGGCACACACUUUCUAGUAGGCUUAAAUUGAAGAUAUGGCAAAUAGGAGUGGCAAUAUCGUCCGCUAUUAUCCUCAGUAAUUUUCCAUCCAAGUUGUCACACCCAGGUGGCUUGUCAUUGUUGACAGACAACAAUAAUUGUUUAACUCUUCCACACUCACUUUACGGAAUUCAAAAUUACAAUGUUUGUCUUUCAUAAUUUGGUCAGAUAUACUUGGAUGUGUAGUGUCAGCGUUUGUUGCUGGCAUGUCAUGCUUAAGUUUGCUAAUCUUGCCAAUGAAAAAAUCUAUUAAAGUAGUUGGCAAUAUCAGUUGGUUUUGUGAUGAAUGAGCCAUCUGAUACAAUGAAUGAUGGAGCUCAGUUUGCCUUUUUGCCCAAAAUUUCAUUUAAGCUGCUCCAAAGCUUUUUACUAUAAUUCUUUAUGUCAUUUAUCUUUGUUUCAUAGUGUAGUUUCUUCUUCUUUUUAUUCAGUUUAGUCACAUGAUUUCUCAAUUUGCAAUACGUUUGCCAGUCGGUUGUGCAGCCAGACUUAUUUGCCAUUAUUUUUGCCUCAUCCCUCUCAACCAUACACAUUUUCAAUUCCUCAUCAAUCCACAGGGAUUUAACCGUUUUUACAGUCAUUUUCUUAAUGGGUGCAUGCUUAUUAGUAACUGGAAUAAGCAAUUUCAUAAAUGUGUGAAGUGCAGCGUCUGGUUGCUCCUCAUUACACACCACGGACCAACAAAUAUUCUUCACAUCAACAACAGAGGGAUCACUACGAAACGUAUUGUAUGACCUCUUAUACACUAUAUUAGGCCCAGCCUUUGGAACUUCGGUUUUCCUAGAUGUGUCUUCUGUAUUGUGAUCACUACAUCCGAUGGAUUUGGAUACUGCUUUCAAACCUAUUUCUGCAGCAUCAGUAAAGAUGUGAUCAAUACAUGUUGAUGAUUUCAUUCCUGUGCUGUUUGUAACUACCCUGGUAGGUUGACUGAUAACCUGAACCAGGUUGCAGCCACUGGUUACCGGCGCAGCUCUAGCAGGGCAGAAAUCUGACAAACUGACUCGUUGGAAAGGUGGCAUCCUAUGACGGUGGCACGUUGAAAGUCAAUGGGCUCUUCAGUAAGGCCAUUCUACUGCCAAUGUGUGUCUAUGGAGAGUGGAUGGCAAAAUUUAUACACCUGUCAGCAGUGGGUGUGGCUGAAAUAGCCGAAUCCACCCAUUUGAAGGGGUGUCCACAUACUUUUGGCCAUAUAAUGUACCUCUCUGUUGAUAUGAAGUACAUUAUGAAGCAUUUCACACAUAUUAACCAGAUACUGACUGUUAGCAAUUGGUGGUCUAUAGCAUUGAACCGAAUCACAUCAAUUCGUUCCUCUAGUCAAACCGAAAUCGCACCAAAUCGUUUCAAACUAAAAUCGUUCCAGUAUGGUAUCAGUCCAUGUCUCUAGAUACGUAUGGCUCCUGUAUGGUAUCAGUCCAUGUCUCUAGAUAGUACGGUCCUGAUGGUAUCAGUCCAUGUCUCUAAUACGUAUGCUCCUGGAUGGUAUCAGUCCAUGUCUCUAGAUACGUAGGCUCCUGGAUGGUAUCAGUCCCAUGUCUCUAGAUACGUAUGGCUCCUGGGAUGGUAUCAUGUCCAUGUCUCUAGAUACGUAUGGCUCCUGGAUGGUAUCAGUCCAUGUCUCUAGAUACGUAUGGCUCCUGGAUGGUAUCAGUCCAUGUCUCUAGAUACGUAUGGCUCCUGGAUGGUAUCAGUCCAUGUCUCUAGAUACGUAUGGCUCCUGGAUGGUAUCAUUCCAUGCUCUAGAUACGUAUGGCUCCUGGAGGUAUCAGUCCAUGUCUCUAGAUACGUAUGGCUCCUGGAUGGUAUCAGUCCAUGUCUCUAGAUACGAUGGCUCCUGGAUGGUAUCUUCCAUGUCUCUAGAUACGUAUGGCUCUGAUUGGUAUCAGUCCAUGUCUCUAUAUACGUAUGGCUCCUGGAUGGUAUCAGUCCAUGUCUCUAGAUACGUAUGGCUCCCGGAUGGUAAUCAGUCCAUGUCUCUAGAUACGUAUGGCUCUGAUGGUAUCAGUCCAUGUCUCUAGAUACGUAUGGCUCCUGGAUGGUGGAUCAGUCCAUGCUCUGAUACGUAUGGCUCCGGAUGAUAGUCCAUCUAGAUACGUAUGGCUCCUGGAUGGUAUCAGUCCAUGUCUUAGAUACGUAUGGCUCCUGGAUGGUAUAGUCCAUGUCUCUAGUACGUAUGGCUCCUGGUGGUAUCAGUCCAUGUCUCUAGAUACUAGGCUCCUGGAUGGUAUCAGUCCAUGUCUCUAGAUACGUAUGGCUCCUGGAUGGUAUCAGUCCAUGUCUCUAUAUACUCGUGGCUCGUGUAUCAUCCAUGUCCAUAUACGUAUGGCUCCUGGAUGGUAUCCAUGUCCCAGGUCCUGAAUAGCGGCCGCACCGGUGAGACCAUGGCCGAUGUCGCUAAUGACGUAUGCGUCCGGAUGUAGGCAUGGUCUUAGAACUGGCUCUGGAGGGUAUCAGUUGUCUAGAACGUAUGGGUUGCAACCAGGGUUGGUCAUUCCCACAGUAUGGCCGGAUGGUAUCAAAAAAAUGAUGCCUCACGAUACGUAUGGCUCCUGGUGUAGCGUCCAUGCUAAAAUUAACAAUGUACCUAAAUGGUAUCAGUAUCUGAACGUAGGGUUUCCUGGAUGGAUCAGUCCAUGUCUCUAGAUACGUAUGGCUCCUGUAUGGUAUCAGUCCAUUCUCUAGAUACGUAUGGUAUGGUCAGUCCAUCUCUAGAUACGUAUGCUCGGAUGGUUCCAUGUCUCUAGAUACGUAUGGUAUCCUGAUGUUCAGUCCAUCCUAGAUACGUGGUCCUGUAUGGUAUCAGUCCAUGUCUCUAGAUACGUAUGGCUGGAUGGUAUAGUCAGUCCUGUCGUUGGUCGUGUAUGGUUCCAUGGUGUAUCAGUUCCUGUAGGUACGUAUGGUUCUGUAUGGUACGUCCUGUCUCCUGAUGUAUGGUCCUGGAUUAUAUCCAUGUCUCAUACGUAUGGCUCCUGGAUGGUAUCUCCGAUGUCAGAGUACGUAUGGCUCUAGGAUCAGUAUGGUCUGUAUACGUAUGGCUCCAUGGAGAGUACAGUCCAGUUUCUAGAUACGUCGGCUUCCUGGAUGGAUCAGUCCAGUCUUACUAGUACGUAUGGCUCCGUAGGUAUAGUCCAUGUCUCUAGAUACGUAUGGUCCGUAUGGACAGUCCAUGGUCUCUAGAGACGUAUGGUUCCUGAUAUGGUAUCAGGUCCAUGUCUUAGAUACGUAUGCGUUCCCGUAUGGUAUCAGUCCAUGUCUCUAGAUACGUAGGGCUCCUGUAUUGGUUCAGUCCAUGUCUCUAGAUACGUAUGGCUCCUGGAUGGUAUCAGUCAGUCUCUAGAUACGUAUGGCUCCUGGAUGGUAUCAGUCCAUGUAUUCUAGAUACGUAUGCCUCCUGGAUGGUAUCAGUCCAUGUCUCUAGAUACGUAUCAAAUCGUCUUGAAAGGGAAAGAUGCACAUCCUUAUUUUACUAUCCCUAGUAAAGACACAUCAUUCUAGUAAUGACCUUAGUUGUUGUGGAGACAUCAUUCUAGUAAUGACCUUAGUUGUUGUGGAGACAUCAUUCUAGUAAUGACCUUUGUCCACCUGUGCUCUACACAAUACGCACAUUGAACGAAGGAGCUCAGUUUGCAUCGCUCUCUGCGUAAUUCAAUAUACAUUUAUGCGGCAGAACAACGCUUUGUUUGCAUAGAGUUUGUAGAGACGUUUAUAGUAUCAAUUAAUUACCAAUUUCUGAACUGCAUUAUGGGUUUUGUAGUGAACUGGUUUACUAACUGUACUAUGAACACACGGCUCAGACUGUUGUCAUUGUUCAGAGUGAAAUAUAAGGAGAGAAAAUUGUUAAGUGAGUGUCUUUGGAUAAAGACAUCUUGCUAACUGAACGCAUUGUUUUUUUGUCCAGAAUGCGGCUAAAGCCAUUAAGAGUGAUUCGAGUAGCAAGGCUCCAGUGGAAGAGGCCCCUCCUGCCCCAUUAGAGCCUGAGGACCCUGCUUCCCCCUCCAGCGUCCCCUCUCCCUCCCCUCCUCCCCGGGAGAAACCAGCCAGGAAGAAGGCCUCCAAGGUCCCCAAACCUCCCAAGGUCCCCAAACCCCCCAAGGUCCCCAAACCUCCCAAGGUCCCCAAACCUCCCAAGAAAGGAAAGAAAGAGAAGGAAGUCCCUCCUCCUCCUCCUCCUCCUCCUCCUCUUCAACCGUCAAAGCCCUCCAGCCUGGCAGCUCUGGAGUCUCACGCCAAGGACAUCCUCAGCAAGAUGGACCAGCCCAAGAAGGGCAAGAUGGGGGGCAAGGUGAGCUAUUAACCUGUUUAACCAUGUUUAACCUGACUGGGCCUGGAACAAACCCACCCCUAUAGGCCUAGAUGGACCAGCCCAAGAAGGGUAAGAUGAGACCAAGCAAGCGGACCUUACUGGACCUGUCCUGCUCUACCUGUCACCUGUGUGAUGUCAUAUCUGUGUUACCUGCUUCCCAGGCGGCUAAGAACGUCCUGAGCAUGUCGGAGAAGGAGACCUGUAAGCAGAACGACGUGGAGAAGUUUGAGAUCCGAGAACAGAACAAGAAACAGACGGAAGCCAAGUGGAAAUAUAAGGUAAGAUACAGAAUAGUUUGAGUCUGAACUGUUUUAAGUGGAAAUAUAAGGUACGGUUCAAAACAGUUUCAGUUAGGUAAGAUACAGAGCAGAAAUACAAGGUAAGAUACAGAAUAUAUUCGGAACAGUUUCAGUUAGAAAUAUAAGGUAAAAGAACAGUUUCAGUUGAUGCUGUUUUAGGAGGAAUUAGAAAAGAUACAGAACAGAUUGAGUUAAGUUAGGUAAGAUACAGAACAGAUUGAGUCAAGGCUGUCUUGACAUGCUUUAAAAAGACAUGGACCAAAGUAAACAUGAUAAUGAUGGAUAAACAAUAAACCCAAUUCAAGCUGGAUGCUGUUUGGAAGAAGAUGCAAGUGGUUCUGUUCUAUUAAAGCUUGAGAAGCUGAGAAGUCCAACAGAAAAAUGUUGGAUCAUGGUAAAGUGAUUAACACACUAUAGAUCAUAGUAAUCAGCUAAACUAACACUGCGGCUUUACUCACAAUUAGAGUACUGGAACUGUUCAAAGCUUGUAGAAUACGGACCCAGCCAACCGGCUCAGUCCUCACAACUAUGUCAUAUCCACAACAUUCCACCCAUAAGCAUUCACAUCUGCCGGGAGUCCUGCUGGUGGGCGUCCCAAAUGACGCCCUAUUCUCUAUAAGGUGUAGAGGACUACGGUCAAAGUAGUGCACUACAGUAUAUAGGGAAUAGGGUGCCGUUUGGGAUGUAGGCCUGCUUUAAGGAGGCUGUUGUGUCAUUAUAGCUGGAUAACAUGGGAUGGGUUCUGGAGGAAAGCUUAGUUGGGGUGAACGGAAGACAUUAGUCAGCUUUAGUUUCAUGGAAGCUUGUAUGCCAAAGUGUUUCUGGUUGGAAUGUCUGUAGUCAUUCCAAGGGCUCAAACACUACCACAUGGACUGGUAGAUGGAGAUACAGCAAGGUCAUCGACACCAAGAUCAGACCACAUCUUCACCUGGCGGAGAUACAGCAAGGUCAUCGACACCAAGAUCAGACCACAUCUUCACCUGGCGGAGAUACAGCAAGGUCAUAGACAUCAAGAUCAGACCACAUCUUCUCCGGGCAGAUAUACAGCAAGGUCAUAGACAUCAAGAUCAGACCACAUCUUCUCCGGGCAGAUAUACAGCAAGGUCAUAGACAUCAAGAUCAGACCACAUCUUCUCCGGGCAGAUAUACAGCAAGGUCAUAGACAUCAAGAUCAGACCACAUCUUCACCGGGCAGAUAUACAGCAAGGUCAUAGACACCAAGAUCAGACCACAUCUUCACCUGGCGGAGAUACAGCAAGGUCAUAGACACCAAGAUCAGACCACAUCUUCACCUGGCGGAUAUACAGCAAGUAUGAAGAAUUGGCGUUUUUGACUCAAAAGUUUUGUACUUACAAAAACUCUUUGGGUGCCGGGUUCAAAAGGCAUCUACUUAAAGAAGGAAAAUAUAUACAGGAAGGUUAUCAUAGACCACCUCUUCAGUUUCUCUGAUGGACUGGAGACCCUGGUAGAUAGAUAUUCACCAGAGUGGAGUAGACCACACCUGUCUACAUUAGGGUUGACCCCCAAGAUUAAAAUCAUUUGAUUUUGAUUUGCUUUACUCCGAUUUAAAAAAUAUAUAUAUUUUAGCAGUGCGCAAUACUUCUAUCAACAUCUUAGAAAUGUUGUAAUACUUUAAGUGUGUAUGGCCCCAUUACGUCGUUAUAAACAUGUUGUCUGUCCUUCUGCCAGAUCCUCUAAACAGGACAUUCAAUUAUCUUUGUUGUUCUUGUCCAUUGCAGAACAGCAAACCAGAUUCCUUACUGAAGAUGGAAACUGAAGAGCACAAGUUUGAGAGAACACCGCUGUCAGGCAACAAAGACAAGUUUGCAUUCUCAUUGACACACAAGAAGUUACUAGGGUAUGUAUACUGGGGUAUGUAGGGUAUGUAUACUGGGGUAUGUAGGGUAUGUAUACUACUGCGUACAUGUACUGUGUGCGUGUAACUGGACUAGUCCUACUUUCCUGUGGGUUUGGACCGCCAAACCCCAACCAUCAAACAAGCGGCAGAGCGAGGAAGAGAGGGAAGCGAGAGAGAGAGAGUAGAGAGAGAAGCAGGCAGGGAAGGUGAGAGAGGAGGCGAAUCGCGAGAAGAGAUAGAGAGAGCAGAGAAGAGAGGUAGCAGAGAGAGGGGGUAGAGAUGCGUAGGGACGCAGGAAGAAGAAGGAGAGGAAGAAGAGAGUCUAUAUAGUCUUGUCGCUGAUAUCUUCUGAUCAAGUAUUAGCUGAAGGUAAUCUGCGAAACAGCGAGUAGGAUAGAGGCUGGAUCUGAUAGCAGAGUAUAGAGGGUAUCGGAGAGGAGACGGAAGAGAUGAGUGGAUAGCAGCGGAUAGGAGUCAGAGUCUACGUCUCUGCAUAGCUGCUAUCUCAGCUCUCUGCGUCGCUCUAUCUAAUCUUGUACGAUAAUAUCUAGCUAGUAGCCACCCUCGCUCUCUCCAACUCUAUCUAGAUCUCCCCUAUCUCUGCUCUCUCUCUCUCCCUCUCGCUCUAUCUCACCCUCUCUCUCUCUCUCUCUCUCUCUCUCCCAGUUCUAAGCUGAAGCCCCAGACCAACUCCAGUGUGUUUGGUUCGUUACAAAACCUAAAGGAGGACAAGGCCAAGCCGGUGAGAGACGAAUAUGACUACGUGUCAGACGAAGGAGAGCUGAAGAUUGAUGAGUUCCCCAUCAGGAGGAAAAAGAACGCUGUCAAGAGGGACUUAUCCUGUGAGUACUGAGACAUAAAGUCCUGUGUAGCUCAGUUGGUAGAGCAUGGCGCUUGCAACGCCAGAGUUGUGGGUUCGAUUCCCACGGGGGACCAGUGUGAAAAUGUAUGCACUCACUAACUGUAAGUCACUCUGGAUAAGAGCGUCUGCUAAAUGACUAAAAUGUAAAAAUAAAUAUUAAAAAAUACUAUUGGAGAGAAAAUGGUCCUGUGAGUACUGAGACAGUACUGAGACAGGGAAACUCAGAUGGGAAAUCGUGUACUGAAUACAAUUAUGUAUAUUUGUAUUUACUUAAUAAUUAAAUCUAUCAAAAUGGACUGAUUUACUAGUUGUUGAUUGACUGUCACUUCUCUUCCUGUUCCAGUCCUGUCAAACAUCAAAGACCCAAUCCACCCAUCCAAGAAGCCAAAGCUCCUCCCCUCUGCUGUCAAGGUACGUCAGCUCCUCCCCUCUGUUCACAGGGUAUGUCAGCCCCACCCCUCUGUUCACAGGGUAUGUCAGCCCCUCCCCUCUGUUCCCAGGGUAUGUCAGCCCCACCCCUCUGUUCACAGGGUAUGUCAGCCCCUCCCCUCUGUUCCCAGGGUAUGUCAGCCCCACCCCUCUGUUCCCAGGGUAUGUCAGCUCCUCCCCUCUGUUCCCAGGGUAUGUCAGCUCCUCCCCUCUGUUCCCAGGGUAUGUCAGCUCCUCCCCUCUGUUCCCAAGGUAUGUCAGCCCCUCCCCUCUGUUCACAGGGUAUGUCAGCCCCUCCCCUCUGUUCACAGGGUAUGUCAGCCCCUCCCCUCUGUUCCCAGGGUAUGUCAAGCUCCCCUCCCCUCUGUCCCAGGGUAUGUCAGCCCCUCCCCUCUGUUCCCAGGGUAUGUCAGCCCCUCCCCUCUGCUGUCAAGGUACGUCAGCUCCUCCCCUCUGUUCCCAGGGUAUGUCAGCUCCUCCCCUCUGUUCCCAGGGUAUGUCAGCUCCUCCCCUCUGUUCCCAGGUAUGUCAGCUCCUCCCCUCUGUUCCCAGGGUAUGUCAGCCCCUCCCCUCUGUUCCCAGGGUAUGUCAGCCCCUCCCUCUGUUCCCAGGGUAUGUCAGCCCCUCCCCUCUGUUCCCAGGGUAUGUCAGCCCCUCCCCUCUGUUCCCAGGGUAUGUCAGCCCCUCCCCUCUGUUCCCAGGGUACGUCAGCUCCUCCCCUCUGUUCCCAGGGUAUGUCAGCCCCUCCCCUCUGUUCCCAGGGUAUGUCAGCUCCUCCCCUCUGUUCCCAAGGUAUGUCAGCCACUCCCCUUAACUCACCAAUAAUAUAUGAAGGACCAUGUGGCUAGAAAAUAUCGGAGCACAGUACAGUUGGGGUCAGGUCAGCACAAUAGUGUGAAGUGGGUAUCACAGUAAUGUCCAUAGAGAGUCUAGAUCCCAUUUCUAGGGAAAGUCCCAAAUGGCACCCUAGUCAAAAGUAGUGCACUAUAUAAGGAAUAGGAUUCCAUUUGGGAAGCGUGCUAAUGGUUCUAACUCAGCUGUCCUGUUUGCCAGCUAACAUCCAGAACUAAAGACUUUAAUUACACUCUGAUAUUUACAUUUCUACGUCCAUGAAGAGAACAGCCUAAUGAGGAGUUCUAAGACCAGAACAGUCGGAGGGAAACAUUCUGAAAUAUUUGCUCCUUCCUUCCAUGAGGUCGUUAAUGAAUUCCAUGUGAUGGUUGAAAAACCAGUCAAAUAGCAAUAGAGAUCACAUAUGGUUGUGUGUUUAGUGUUGUCAUGAUACCACUAUCUUGAUACUAGGAAGUAAGGAAGCAAAGCAAACAGAACAUGAAGUGGACUCCAUGUCUUUAGGAAAACAGCCCUAAUGUUGGAAACAAACAUCAUGUUGUCAUCCAGAGUCGCAUGUAUUUAUUUUCCAAGCUAUAGCACGCAAUAUUUUACAUACAGCAGGUUUUUAAAGGAACGAACAGUUUGGCCUGCUUCGUGUUGUCUUUUUUUUUGCUAAGGAAAAUCUGUUAUCGUCGUGUCGCGAUACUGUCUUUGUUUGUGUGUGUGUGUGUGUGUGUGUGUGUGUGUGUGUGUGUGUGCAUGCAAGCGUUUGUGUGUGUUGCUUUUCUCUCAUAAUGUUGAGACUUAAAACAACAUCCAGUGAGAAUCAAAGGCAGGGCUCUGCAGCACCGGGCCAAACAACACCACGCACUGGGCCAGAACAUAGCUGUUGUACCAGAGAAAGAGAGAGAGGCAGAGAGAGAGGCAGAGAGAGAGGCAGAGAGAGAGAAAGAGAGAGCGAGGCAGGCUGAGAGAGAGGCAGGCUGAGAGAGGCAGAGAGAGAGAGAGAGGCAGGCUGAGAGAGAGGCAGAGAGAGAGAGAGGCAGGCUGA